This is a messenger RNA of Sphenostylis stenocarpa, 1650 nucleotides long. The record is from the annotation of a GenBank genome assembly. NCBI's taxonomy places the organism in Eukaryota, Viridiplantae, Streptophyta, Magnoliopsida, Fabales, Fabaceae.
AUGGACUCUUGGGUUAGAAUGUUGUUUCUCAUUGCUUGCAUUGUUCCUGCUUUAGUUGAGUGCAAAGUGAGGCACUACAAAUUCAAUGUGGUGCUGAAGAAUACCACUAGAUUAUGUUCAAGCAAAUCCAUUGUCACCGUUAAUGGGAAGUUUCCAGGACCCACGCUUUAUGCCAGGGAAGAUGAUACAGUGCUGGUCAAAGUCAGAAACCUUGUCAACCACAAUGUCACUAUCCAUUGGCAUGGUGUGAAACAAAUAAGAACUGGUUGGGCUGAUGGGCCCGCAUACAUCACACAGUGCCCAAUUAUUCCAGGACAAUCAUAUUUGUACAACUUCACCAUUACAGGACAAAGAGGAACCCUUCUUUGGCACGCUCAUGUUAACUGGCUAAGGUCAACUCUCCAUGGUGCCAUAGUUAUCUUGCCAAAGCGUGGUGUGCCAUACCCUUUUCCAAAACCAGAUAAAGAGUUGGUCGUAAUAUUAGGAGAAUGGUGGAAAAGUGAUACUGAAGAUGUUAUCAACGAAGCUCUCAAGUCAGGAUUGGCACCAAAUGUUUCAGAUGUUCAUACCAUAAAUGGCCUACCAGGGAUUGUGUCUGUGGCCUACACAAGUGGGAAGACCUACCUAUUGAGAAUCAUCAAUGCUGCACUCAAUGAGGAGCUUUUUUUCAAAAUUGCUGGCCACUUAUUCACUGUGGUUGAAGUUGAUGCUUCAUAUGUAAAACCCUUCAAGACUGACAAUCUUUUGAUAGCCCCUGGCCAAACCACCAAUGCCCUUUUAAAUACUGACCAAAACUCUGGCAAAUACACAAUUGUAGCCUCUACUUUCAUGGAUUCUCCUGUGGUAGUUGUGGAUAAUUUGACUGCUACAGCCAUAUUACACUACAUUGGAACUCUUGCCACCUUCCCUACAGUUCUCACCACACCUCCUCUAAGAAAUGCCACCCAAGUUGCUAACAAUUUUACCAAGUCUCUUAAAAGCCUUAAUUCCAAGAAAAACCCAGCCAAUGUCCCAUUAACAGUUGAUCAUUCACUUCUCUUCACUAUUGGAUUGGGGAUUAACCCUUGUCCAUCUUGCACAGCUGGCAAUGGGAGUAGAGUAGUGGCUGCUGUCAACAAUGUGACAUUUGUGAUGCCAACUACUGCUUUGCUUCAAGCACAUUACUUCAACACUCAAGGGGUGUUCACCACCGAUUUCCCUGGCAACCCUUCUCAAGUUUACAACUACACAGCGUCUCCACCGGUGGCGAGUUCCCAGACCACAAAUGGCACCAAGGUUUAUAGGCUAGCAUUCAACUCUACAGUUCAGGUUGUUUUGCAGGAUACUGGAGUCAUUGCUCCCGAGAGCCACCCAGUUCAUCUUCAUGGGUUCAAUUUCUUUGUUGUUGGCUCAGGUGUAGGAAACUAUGAUCCCAAAACAGAUCAAAGUACCUUUAACCUUGUAGAUCCUGUUGAGAGGAACACAAUUGCAGUUCCAACUGGAGGAUGGACUGCGUUCAGAUUCAGAGCAGAUAAUCCAGGAGUGUGGUUCUUGCACUGCCAUUUCGAGGUGCAUACAACGUGGGGGUUAAAGAUGGCAUUCUUGGUGGACAAUGGUAAAGGUCCUAAUGAAUCAUUGAUACCCCCACCAAAUGAUCUUCCAAAAUGCUGA